GUCAAGCCAAGAUCCGGUCACGUGGAGACGACAACGUAGGCCGCCAAUCAGGAGGCGGGAUCGCGGGGCGGGGGGGCGGGAGGAGCUGCGGCGUUUGUGAUUGGGCGGAUCGUCCACCGCGGAGGCUUCGGGGAUUCUUGGGGCGUCGGGGAGUGCGCGAGGUGGCCGGCGCUUGUUGGGCCUUGGUGGAGACAAAAGCGGGUGGCUGGGAGGUGGCUGGGGCGGAGGCAGCAGAACAGCCUCUUAAACGCGACGUGUCUUGUCAUCGUUUCGGCCUGAAGAGGUGGUGGUGGUGGCGGCGGAGGAGGCGGCGGCAGCCACAGGGCGGCGGCGGCGGAGGCGGCGGCGGCGGAGGCAGCACAUGGUGCCGAGAGCGCGCUGCGGUUGUCGGGUUCCAAUUCCGCGGGGAGGGACAAAGGCAGCAGCGAGCUCUGGGCAACGCCUGGGCCGGCGGUGCGCUCGCCUCAGCCCUCGAGUCGGGCAGGACUCUUGGCGACCCUGAGGAGGAGGCGGCCACGCAGCCGAGGGUCGCCCCCUUCACCGAGAGGCUGAGGGAGGCGGUCUGAGGGGAGUGGGGGAGGGGCGCUGGCCACCUGAGGCGAUUUGGGGCGGCUCCAUUGUGAGGUUGGGCUGUGGGCCUCUUGUGAGGUCACUGGGCUCUACGUCCUGAGGCGAGAGUAGUGGCCGAACCGCUAGCUGGGUUUGUUCAGGCUUUGGAAAAAAAAAGAAACCGUCAGUCAGCACCUGGGAGCCUGACGAAGGUGAAACCAGCAUCCUCGAAGGCGAAACCCUCGACGUCGUCGUGUUUGCCUCUCUGGGGCCUAUUUGAAAGAGCCUGACUGUAAUUACUGGUAGCCAAGACUUGAGUGAUUGCUUGUGACAGAAGUAGGUACAUUUCCAGGUUGGUAAGUUUUAAUUCUGAAAAACCUAGAAGGGUUGAAAAAAAGGAAAGAAGAAGAAGGAAAAAAAAAAAACCUCGAAGGACCUGAAGAUGAAGCCAUAAUAAGCUGCCCGAUCAAGGACCACCUGCAUUUGAUUGAGAUCGUCGGAACUGAGCUAUCAAAAGUAAAUGCUGGACACUGCUUAGGACUGCAAGAGAUUACCAGUACGUCUAAAGAAGACUUCCGUUGCCAUUUAAGACCUCUCGAUAUUUUAGAUCGAGGCUAGGUAGCUUUGUUUAGGUGUGCAUAGGCAUAAUUGAUACGAAUCCCAAGAAAAUCUCUUAGGAUUAGAAACCGUAGUGGUAAAAGACUGGAGACCUCAUUGCAGCCAUGGCCUUCACAAAUUACAGCAGUCUGAAUCGAGCUCAGCUAACCUUUGAGUAUCUGCACACAAAUUCAACCACUCAUGAAUUCUUGUUUGGUGCUCUCGCUGAACUGGUUGACAAUGCGAGAGAUGCAGAUGCCACCAGAAUAGAUAUUUAUGCAGAAAGGCGAGAAGAUCUCCGAGGAGGGUUUAUGCUUUGCUUUUUGGAUGAUGGAGCAGGAAUGGAUCCAAGUGAUGCUGCCAGCGUGAUCCAGUUUGGGAAGUCGGCCAAGCGGACACCAGAGUCCACUCAGAUUGGGCAGUACGGGAAUGGGCUAAAAUCGGGCUCAAUGCGCAUUGGAAAGGAUUUUAUCCUUUUCACCAAGAAGGAAGACACCAUGACCUGCCUCUUCCUGUCUCGCACCUUUCACGAGGAGGAGGGCAUUGAUGAAGUGAUCGUCCCGUUGCCCACCUGGCACGCCCGCACCCGGGAGCCCGUCACAGAUAAUGUGGAGAAGUUUGCCAUCGAGACAGAGCUCAUCUACAAGUACUCUCCCUUCCGCACAGAGGAGGAAGUGAUGUCCCAGUUCAUGAAGAUUCCUGGCAGCAGCGGGACGCUGGUGAUCAUCUUUAAUCUGAAACUCAUGGACAAUGGAGAGCCGGAGCUGGACAUCAUCUCCAAUCCGAGAGAUAUCCAGAUGGCAGAGACCUCUCCGGAGGGCACGAAGCCAGAGCGGCGCUCAUUCCGAGCUUACGCUGCUGUGCUCUAUAUCGAUCCCCGGAUGAGGAUCUUCAUUCAUGGGCACAAGGUGCAGACCAAAAGGCUCUCCUGCUGCCUGUAUAAACCCAGGAUGUACAAGUACACGUCAAGCCGGUUCAAGACCCGUGCGGAGCAGGAGGUGAAGAAGGCAGAGCACGUGGCUCGGAUUGCUGAAGAGAAGGCCCGGGAGGCGGAGAGCAAAGCUCGGACGUUGGAAGUGCGCCUGGGCGGAGACCUCACCCGGGAUUCUAGGGUGAUGUUGCGACAGGUCCAGAACACAGCCAUCACCCUGCGCAGAGAAGCCGAUGUCAAGAAGAGGAUCAAGGAGGCCAAGCAGCGCGCCCUGAAAGAACCUAAGGAGCUGAACUUCAUUUUUGGUGUCAACAUUGAACACCGGUACCUGGACGGUAUGUUCAUCUACAACUGUAGCCGCCUGAUCAAGAUGUAUGAGAAAGUGGGUCCACAGCUGGAAGGCGGCAUGGCAUGCGGAGGGGUUGUGGGGGUUGUUGAUGUGCCCUACCUGGUCUUGGAGCCAACACACAACAAACAGGACUUCGCAGAUGCCAAGGAGUACCGGCACCUGUUGCGGGCCAUGGGGGAGCACCUGGCGCAGUACUGGAAGGACAUUGCUAUUGCCCAGCGAGGAAUCAUCAAAUUCUGGGAUGAGUUUGGCUACCUGUCUGCCAACUGGAACCAGCCCCCAUCCAGUGAGCUGCGUUACAAACGCCGGAGAGCUAUGGAAAUCCCGACUACCAUCCAGUGUGACUUAUGUCUGAAGUGGAGAACCCUCCCCUUCCAGCUGAACUCCGUGGAAAAAGAUUACCCUGACACUUGGAUCUGCUCCAUGAACCCCGAUCCUGAGCAGGACCGGUGUGAGGCUUCCGAACAGAAGCAGAAGGUCCCCUUGGGGACGUUCAAAAAGGACUUAAAGACACAGGAAGAGAAGCAGAAGCAGCUGACAGAGAAAAUCCGCCAGCAGCAGGAGAAGCUGGAGGCCCUUCAGAAAACCACACCUAUCCGCUCCCAAGCUGACCUGAAGAAGCUACCCUUGGAAGUGACCACUAGACCUCCGUCUGAGGAACCUGUGCGGAGACCUCAGCGUCCGCGCUCACCCCCGUUACCUGCUGUGAUCAAGAAUGCCCCGAGCAGACCUCCUUCCCUGCAGCCACCCAGACCAGCCACGCAGCCCCGAAGGGCUCCCCCCGUUAACAACCCGCCCAAGCUGCCUGUGGUGGCAACCCGGGAGGAGGCCAGUACAUCCAGGGUGUUGCAGCCACCUGAGGCACCUCGACGGCCUGCAGCCACUCCAGCCAAGACUGCGCCCCGGCCUGCCCAUCUGGUGCAGCCGUUGCCGCCAUCAGUGCCGCCCAGCUCUAAGACCCCUCGGGAGGUCCCUGCUACCAGAACCACCAGGACUGCGGUGGUCAAGAAGCCAGAGCCUCCUGUUAAACCUCCUGCCCCGGCUGCCACUGGCCGGAAGCGCAAUUUUGGGGUUUCUGAUGAGGAAGAAGCUGAGGAAGAGACCGAGAAGAAGAGAGAGAGGUUCAAGCGGGGCAGAUUCACCGUGAAGGAGGAGAAGAAGGACUCGAAUGAGCUCUCAGACAGCGCUGGAGAAGAAGACCUGGUUGACCUCAAGAGGGCUCAGAAAGAUAAAGGAUUGCAUGUAGAGGUGCGUGUGAACAGGGAGUGGUACACAGGCCGUGUGACAGCCGUGGAGGCGGGCAAGCAUGUGGUGCGAUGGAAGGUGAAGUUUGACUACGUGCCCACAGACACAACACCAAGAGACCGCUGGGUGGAGAAAGGCAGUGAGGAUGUGCGGCUGAUGAAACCCCCUUCCCCUGAGUAUCAGAGCCCCGAUACACAGCAGUUGGGUGGAGAGGAAGAGGAGGUUGUAGUGGCUCAGCAGGCCGUAGCCAUGGCAGAGCCCUCUACUUCUGAGUGUAUCCGCAUUGAGCCUGAUACCACUGCACCAAACACCAACCAUGAGACCAUUGACCUACUUGUCCAGAUCCUUCGGAAUUGUUUACGUUAUUUCCUGCCGCCAAGUUUCCCCAUCUCUAAGAAGGAGCUGAGUGUCAUGAAUUCAGAUGAACUGAUCUCUUUUCCUCUGAAAGAGUACUUCAAGCAGUAUGAGGUCGGACUGCAGAACCUGUGCAAUUCCUAUCAGAGCCGUGCCGAUUCGCGGGCCAAGGUGUCUGAGGAGAACCUGCGUACAUCCGAGAGGAAACUCCGCGAGACCGAGGAGAAACUACAGAAGCUGAGGACCAACAUCGUGGCUCUCCUGCAAAAGGUGCAGGAGGACAUAGACAUCAACACAGACGACGAGCUGGAUGCCUACAUUGAAGACCUCAUCACCAAGGGGGACUAAAUUUAGGGCCGGGAGCCCAGACAUCAGCUCCCCUACUUACCUGCCCCUCAACACAGCAGCUUUCUGGGGGUGGGGGUGAUCAUUCAUGGAUUGCGGACUUACCUUGGUUUGAUUCAUGUGGGACAUUUGUGCUUUUGGAGGGAAAGUUACUCUUGAUUCUUUGAAUCUUCCUCCCUAAGUUUAUAAAUAUUUAUUUUUUAAAAGAAACAAGA
Ochotona princeps (American pika) is the source of this 4585-nucleotide messenger RNA. It is a transcript of the gene MORC2, whose product is annotated as MORC family CW-type zinc finger 2. Gene Ontology annotation, molecular function: zinc ion binding. The transcript has 26 exons. The record is from RefSeq and is a predicted model, not a curated record. Gene Ontology annotation, cellular component: nucleus. NCBI's taxonomy places the organism in Eukaryota, Metazoa, Chordata, Mammalia, Lagomorpha, Ochotonidae. The coding region runs from base 1272 to 4373 and encodes 1033 amino acids.